GUUUCGUUUUGAGCUCUUCUGAUUUCACACGACAGCUUUUCCACGAUCGGUUUCCUCGCCCAUUCUACCUCGCUGUUAUCUUUUCUGACCUGUCUCUUAGACCCCGCCGGGAUCAGUAACCUCUAGAUCAUCUCAUAGUGUUGUGGCUGGUCUUUGGGCCAGCUCAGAUUAGUUGUAGGGAUGGAUCCAGCGAGUCGAUACCAAGUGCUGCACAAUGAGGACGACUCCUCGGAGGCCCAGCCCAGCACCUCUGCCCCCCCUCAGCCCGGGCCGUCCUCUUCCUCCCCCUCCUCCUCCCACCAGAACAACCACCACCAGCAGCAUGUGAAUGCGGGCUUCGAGGGCGCCACGGGGGAGGAGUCAGGGGCCAGUGCACAGGCAGAUGCCCCCCCACCUCCCUACGCCACCAUCGACCUGGGGGCAACCGCCUCAACACCAGGGUCGAGUUUCCAUGGAGACUUCCCAGUGCCCCCGCCCUACAGCGUGGCCACGUCACUGCCCACCUACGACGAGGCGGAGAAGGCCAAAGCCGCUGCCAUGGCAACCUCCUCUGUGGACGUCCUGCCCAGGGAUGAUGAAUUCCCUCCCAGAGAUGACUUCAGUGACGCCGACCAGCUCAGAGUGGGGAAUGAUGGGAUCUUCAUGCUGGCCUUCUUCAUGGCCUUCUUGUUCAACUGGAUCGGAUUCUGCCUGUCGUUCUGCCUGACCAACACCAUCGCGGGGCGCUAUGGAGCCAUCUGCGGGUUCGGCCUGUCCCUCAUCAAGUGGAUUCUUAUUGUCAGGUUCUCAGAUUACUUCUAUGGGUACUUCAACGGGCAGUACUGGCUUUGGUGGAUAUUCCUGUUGCUGGGUCUGCUGCUGUUCUUCAGAGGCUUCGUCAACUAUCUGAAAGUCCGCAACAUGAGCGAGAACCUGGCCACGUCCCACAGAACACGCCUCUUCUUCCUCUAUUAAAACAGUUUCUGUCCAUUCUUCCAUUUCCCUCAUAUAACCUGCGAGGAGCAGACAAGAAGAAAACAACAUUUAAAAACCACGGCACGACUUAACUUUGACUUGAGCCAAUCUCCGGAUGUGUUUUCAACUUUCCCAAUCGAUCUUACAUUACAUUUAUUAAUAUGUAUAUGAUGCUGUGUGAGUGUCUUAGUUUCGAAUGAUCAAAACCCUUAACGUCUCACGCUUGGGCCAUAGCGAUUACGAUUCAUUUCUACAGUAGUCCGCAGUUGCUUUGCGAAUUUAAAUAUAUGCAGUUAACAUAUGACACACAGCGAAUGAUGGUGUUUUUUUAACCGUGUUUGGUUUAGACAGGGCUAUAAACAGAAGUGACAAUAUCGCUACAGAUCAAAAAUAACUCGAGUUUGACCUAUGCAUCAGUGGAAUUUUUAGGUUUAGUUCAACAACGCCAAAUAUGUGCAUACCAGUAUUUAGACAGCAACAGUUUAUCUAGUUCUUUAUUUUAAAAAACAUUGAAAUGGGGUUUUGGUGCUGUGAAAUUACAACGCAUUUAUGCAAUAUUGGUAAACUUGAUUUUUAGGCCUGGCACGAUGACGUAUUUUGAAGCUUGACAUAUCGCAAAAUGAAUAUAGUCAAUAAACGAAAGCAGAUUUACACCACAAAAACUAUUCUAAAGCUAGAAUAUUGUUAAAAAUCAUGAUUUGCAUUAAAUAAACAGCAAAAUAAAACACUUUAGUACUUGGUUUGCAUCUGUAAUGAGUCAUAAAAUUUAUUAAUUCAACCUCCUGUCUUUCCCAGUACUGAAAAGAAAAUGUACACACUGAUAAAUACUGACCCCAAAAACAUAGCGUUCCUUAUAUGAAAGUUGGAACAAUAAGUUGUAUAGUAGUUGUUGUGACAGGCCUAGUCUUAAAAUAGCUGCAGUUAAUUAGUUAAGUGAUGAAAACAUGAGGUAAUACAGUUUAAACUUUUGCCAAACGGGAAAAUGCAGGCUACAGAUUCAACAAGUCGUCUGGUUGUGCAUGUUUUGCAUGAUUCGAACAGGUUAAGGUGACGGGUUUAGCCAAUAUUAGGGGGAAUUCUAGGUAAUCAUUUUUAAAGUAGUGUCCUGUGUGAAUGGUGUGCCAAUGGACAGUUCACCCGACCGGACACCCUUCUGUAAGUACCAGCUCAUGCCAAUUCACAAUAAUUGCACUUUGAAUAUAAUGUACAGAAUGAUUUGUGAAGUCGAUGUGGUUGGUAGAAAAAAAUAUAACCAUCCAACUGGAAUUCUUAUCGUCCCUUUUGCACUUUUUGUUAAAAUGAAACGAUUGAUGAAGUGUCUUUUUGUGUUGCUUUGAAAGUAGAGUGAUUAUUGCCAAAUUAAUUUUGUUUUGGAUUUUACGACGCCACUCGAGCAAUAUGGUAUUCUGAUUAAUACAUUUUUGCUGCAAGAAUUAUCGGCGUAAGUGAGUGGGUUCACUUCAGAAUCAAAAGUAGAGCAUCUGUCUGUAAAUAAUGAGGUUCAAAUGAGAAAGCACCAGAACUAUUUUUGUCCCAGAUAAUCCCACAUAUCCUCUGGAACAGUUGUGGCGUUUAUGUAACUGGAAUUGAAGAUGGUGUCUUGCCAAAAUAAAAAUUUAAAUCUUAAAGUA
Messenger RNA from Periophthalmus magnuspinnatus, 2585 nucleotides. It is a transcript of the gene ndfip2, whose product is annotated as Nedd4 family interacting protein 2. The coding region runs from base 181 to 954 and encodes 257 amino acids. Lineage: Eukaryota; Metazoa; Chordata; Actinopteri; Gobiiformes; Gobiidae. Gene Ontology annotation, biological process: vacuolar transport; positive regulation of protein ubiquitination; ubiquitin-dependent protein catabolic process. Gene Ontology annotation, cellular component: endoplasmic reticulum; perinuclear region of cytoplasm; Golgi apparatus. Gene Ontology annotation, molecular function: WW domain binding. The transcript has 8 exons. The record is from RefSeq and is a predicted model, not a curated record.